AUGACGAUGAUGAUGAGUACCCGUAUUGCGCUUCUCUUGUUUUGGCUACUGUUAUUAUGUGAUGGGAUGAAACCAGAUGAUGGUGUUUGCAGUGAAAAGGAGAAAAGAACACUUCUAAGCUUCAAACAAAGUAUCAGUUGGGACCCUUCAAACCGGCUAUUCUCAUGGUCUGUAGAGCAAGAUUGUUGUACUUGGAGUGGAGUCCGGUGCAACAAUGUUACUGGUCGAGUCGUCGAGCUUCACCUCUCCAAUCCACACAAUCCAUACUAUAAUGAUGAAGUAUCUUAUGAGACGCAGCAGUUGGGUGGGAAGAUUAGUCCCUCUUUGGUGGAAUUAGAAUCUCUGAGUUACUUGGACUUGAGCUGGAACAAUUUCAGUGGUUCUACUAUUCCAAGUUUCUUUGGUUCUAUGCCAAGUUUGACAUAUCUCAACCUCUCUCAUGCUCAUUUUGAGGGGUUGAUUCCUCAUCAGCUUGGGAACCUCUCGAGCCUUCGUGUUCUCGAUCUAAACUAUAAUUCUCAACUUUAUAUUGAUGAUCUUAGUUGGAUUGAUCCUCUUCAUUCCUUGGAAUACCUUGCCAUGGGUAGGGCCGACCUUCACAGAGCAAUCAAUUGGGUUCAAGAGCACCUCUUGCUUUUGUUAAUUUCACGUCUCUUAAAGUCCUUGAUCUUUCGCACAACCAUUUCAAUUACUGGGCAAAUCCCAGACUGGCUUGGGCAAUUGAAACAUCUUGAAUCUCUUUCACUUUCGGGGAACUCAUUGCAUGGUCCCAUUCCAUCAUUUAUUGGAAACUUGUCUUCCUUGAGAGCAUUAUAUCUUUCUCAUAAUCAAUUGAAUGGCACUAUUCCAUCAUUUAUUGGAAACUUAUCUUCCUUAAGAGCAUUAUAUCUUUCUGGUAAUCAAUUGAAUGGCACUAUUCCAACAAGUAUGGGGUUCCUCUCAAAUCUGGAGGAAUUAGGUGUAGGUCAUAACUCAUUAGGAGGCAUUGUUUCUAAAAUCAAUUUUGCCAAACUCUCAAAGUUGGAAGUCUUUGGAUAUGUCUUCAAACUCUAUCUUCUUCAACGUGAGCUCCAAUUGGGUUUCUCCUUUUCAACUUCAUCGGCUUCGGUUGAGCUCCUGCAAGAUGGGUCCAAGGUUUCCUGCAUGGCUACGAACACAAACAUUUUUAUAUUAUUUGGACAUUUCUCAGUCGGGAAUUUCAGGCACAGCUCCAGAAUGGUUGUGGAAGUGGGUUUCAGGUAUGUUCUGGACCUGGCAAAUAAUAUAUUAUCAGGUGAAGUUUCUCAUUGCUUGAUGCAUUGGCAACGUCUGGAAUGUGUGAACAUAGGGAGUAACCACCUAUCUGGUAAAAUUCCUAACCCUGUGGGUUCACUGAGCUGCACCCAUUUGAGCCUCAUUAAUUUAGGUGAAAAUGAAUUUACCGGACUCAUUCCGAAUUGGAUUGGAGAAAUGUUGUGCUUGGGGGUUCUCCGCUUAAGAUCCAAUAAAUUUAUCGGCAAUAUUCCAUCAAAAAUAUGCCAACUUUCUAAUCUUAUAAUCCUAGAUCUUGGGAAUAAUAGCCUAUCAGGACCCAUACCAAAAUGUUGGAAGAAUAUUAGUGCCAUGAUUACCACAAAUUCUUCAAUUCGACACUCAUUUGGUGUUGUACUUUAUAAGAAUAAUAUUCAAAUCUACAAGAAUAUUCUCUCAUUGGUGACAUUGGUGACAAAAGGGAGGGAAUCAGAGUAUGAGGAUAUUCUUGGACUUGUUAGGAGCAUAGAUCUCUCAAAUAAUAAUUUAUCCGGGUCGAUCCCAUAUGAGUUAUUUAGUCUUCAUGCAUUACAAGUUUUAAACUUGUCUCAUAAUCAAAUUACGGGAAAGAUACUAGAGAAUAUUGGAGGCAUGACAAUGUUAGAAUCAUUUGAUAUCUCGAGAAAUCAUCUUUUGGGUGAAAUUCUUCAGAGCACGUCGAAUUUGACAUUUCUCAGCUACUUGGACUUGUCAUACAACAAUUUCUCUGGAAGAAUUCCUUCAGGCACCCAACUUCAGAGUUUUAAUGCAACUAGCUACAUUGGCAAUGUUGAACUUUGUGGAGCCCCUCUCAACAACAAUUGCACAAGAGAGGAAGAAUCUCAAGGCCAAGGUGUGAUAACAAGGGAGAAAGAGGAAGAAGAGUAUGAAAUGGUAUGGUUUUAUAUUGGCAUGGGUCCGGGAUUUGUGGUUGGAUUUUGGGUUGUUUGUGGUACUCUUAUCUUGAAAAGGACAUGGAGGCAUGCUUAUUUUCAGCUUCUUGAUAACGUGAAAGACUAGAUCUACUUGGCUAUAUUGCUGAAGGUGAACUGGCUCCGCAGGAAGUUCAAUAGAUCUAAUUAUGCAUGAAGAUCAUCAUCAUCUUCUACUAGGACAUUUUGCAUCAAUCGGGAACAAGAUUUUCAUAUAGUUUAUGCUGCAGACUAUCUGGCUCUUGGAUCUGUUGUUGGUGUGGUUUGCAUUUGCUUUGUUGGUGUUUUGGUUUGUUGCAUGAAUUUCCUCUUUUCUUGAUUGCAGGUUUUUGAAAGUUGUUUUCCUUUUAUGUUGAUGUAAUUUCCUACCUAUUUCAUUGUAUGGUUUGGCCUGUUUUAAAAUUUGUUUUGAUUAAGGGAGAAAAAAAAAAAAGCAGCUAUUGCCUACUCAUGUAUAAAUAAAUAAGUUACGCUAUACUCAAUAUUCUAUGUAUAAUAAUGGUGUUUUAAAUUUCAAUUAUCCAAAUAUACAUACAUAUAUACAUAUACAUACAUAUAUAUAUGUAUAAUGAUAGGGAGUUCGACAAUUAUAUCGAGGAAGCGGGGCUGGGGGAUGACAUGUGCCACAAGUACAAGGAGACGGUUCAUCUCCACUAGACAUAUCAAUUCUCGCUUUCUGGAUAAUUAACAAGUUGUAGACACCACAUUCUUGCAUGCAGGUAACUACUCGGACGACUCCUGUUAUCAUCAUCAUCAUUAUCAUCAUCCCUUUUUUUUUUUCUUUUUUCUUUUUUCACAGUACUUCUUCUAUCAACCUCCCCUUUCAAAAGUAGAGAUGAGAGGUCAAAUUAUUGGAUGUGAUUGUUUACUUUUAUAAGUUCAAAGGCAAGAAAGUUAAAUUUGUAAUUUUACAAAAACAAAAUAGUACUUUGAUUUUUCAAAGGAGAUAUUUAUUUUGGGACAGCUAAAAAUAAAAAAAUAGACAUUUUUUUUUUUUUUGUUUGGAACAAAAAGAGUACUAUAAAAUAAAAUAACAUUAUCAAAAAUUCGAAAAAACAUAUGGUGUAGGACAAUUCAGAAUAUGGAUGGAUAGCAAGAAAAUGAAAUCUCAUAUCUAGUCAACAUGGACUCCCCCAUUUUAUUCACAUUCGGCUACUUUCUAAAGUCAAGUCUUCAAUGGUAAUUGCCUUCUAAAAUUGAUAUGUCCACUUUGGCAUCAUGCAAUUACUCGAGCCACACAAUGAAGGCUUCAAGUCAAGUCAUCAAACAUUGCCAUUUUUAUUUUAUUUUUUGUUGAAAAAUCAAUUGUGCUUGUUACGAAGGAUUCUUAUAAGGAGAGUGCCUAUGCAGGUUGGUGCCAAGUACUCAAGAAGACUUUGAAUACAUUUUCAUAAGAUACUUUCCUCAAGUAUCCUAGACUAUACAUAGCAAGAGUCUUGAAAUCAAAUUAUAACUUUAUUUAUAUAUUUAUUUAUUUGUGCUUUCAACCCUGAGGGAGGAAUUGAUUGAUACAUGUGUUUACAUCCUAUAUUUCAGCCAAUGAGUAGUUGACACGUGGCGAGUUUUACAUAAGACUUGCCAUAUAUCAAUUUUAGUUGCACCAUAAUUAACAGUUGCUGUGGCCGAUUCCAAUGGAAGGGUGAUAUGCAAAUAUAGGUGCAAUCAUAAAGCAACACGUGGAUUCAUCUAAGAAAGCCAUUUGGUGAAGUAACCACUUUGGAACACGUGGCAAUCAAGGAAGCAAGCAGUUACAUACAAAUGAAAAGUCAUAGGACACAUAACAGCCAGGAAGCAAGCGGUUACACGUAAGUAGAAAGUCAUGGAACACGUGACAGCCAAAGAAGCAAGCGGUUACACGUAAGUAGAAAGUCAUGGAACACGUGGCAGCCAAAGAAGUAAGCGGUUACAUAUAGGUGUUGGCAGUCAAGAAAGCAAACGGUUACAUGCAAGUGGAAAGUCACAAGACACAUGGCAACCAAGAAAGCAAGCAGUUACAUGCAAGUAGAAAGUCAUGAGACACAUGACAGGCCAAGAGAUAAGUAGUUGGAAGACAUGACUUCCAAGUGGGACACGUGGCAAAAUUGCAUAAUAAAAUUAUCAAAGGAUAAAAUAAUACUGUAUUCCUAAAUCACAGAAACAAAAGAAAAAAAAUGUGAAUCCAAAUGUAGCUAGACAAUUGGGCCAGAUACAUGUCCAGUAAGAAAAAAAACAAAGCUAAAUGAGUUCAAGUCCAAACUGGCCGGCCCAAUAGACCCUUGUUCAUACACAAUUCACUAAUAUAGUUUUUUCUUGCUAGGCAAAAAAAAACAAAAAACAAUGCCCAAUGUAUUUCAUUUUAAACGAAUCAUAUAGGAAAAGUAUAAAUUUUAAGCCUAAAUAAUUUUGAGUUAUUAAAUUUUGGUAGCUAGGUAAAUAACUUAUCACUAGCUAGCAGCAGACUCAAAAAAUUU
Cornus florida is the source of this 4651-nucleotide messenger RNA. RefSeq names its product receptor-like protein EIX2. Gene Ontology annotation, molecular function: protein binding. The record is from RefSeq and is a predicted model, not a curated record. Lineage: Eukaryota; Viridiplantae; Streptophyta; Magnoliopsida; Cornales; Cornaceae. Bases 1 to 2289 code for a protein of 762 amino acids. The transcript has 5 exons.